Molecule: messenger RNA, 918 nt
Organism: Helianthus annuus (common sunflower)
Lineage: Eukaryota; Viridiplantae; Streptophyta; Magnoliopsida; Asterales; Asteraceae
Exons: 2
Coding region: 35-391 (118 amino acids)
Molecular function (GO): zinc ion binding; nucleic acid binding
Source: RefSeq, a predicted model, not a curated record
CAACUCUCUUUCCAGUCACUAUGAUCAAUUUGUUAUGAACUUUAACAUGAAUGACUGGGUAAAGACAGUGCCAGAGCUACACGGGAUGCUCAAAACGGCAGAGAUGAACAUUUCCAACAAAGUAAGCCAAGUGUUAAUGGUUCGAUCUGGUGGUGUUAAAAAGCCCAAAACAAAGAAGAAAAGUUAUAACAGCAAAAACAAAGGAAAGGCUCUUGUUGCUGCCAAACCUGCCACCAACAAGAGCAAGCAAGCUGUGAAAGCCCCUCUUCCAGAAGAGCGGCAAUGCUAUGAGUGUAACAAGAUGGGGCACUGGAAACGUAACUGCCCCGAGUAUCUUGCCAAGCUCAAAGUGAAGAAGGCUAAUGGAGAAGGCACUUCUUCAGGAGCCUGAGAAGUGGAAGAAACUGAAGCCGGGAGACAUGGAGCUCAUUGUUGGCGAUGGGAAAAGAGUCCCAGUUCUGGCAACUGGCACAUUUAAUCUUACAUGUCCUUCUGGUCUUAUCGUUGUUUUGAACAAUUGUCUUUAUGCACCUGGUUUAACCAGAAACAUCAUUUCAGUUUCGUUGCUUUAUGAACAAGGAUUUAGAUAUGUUUUUAAUGGUAUUGCUAUUUCUGCUUAUCUAAAUGGUAUUUACUAUUUUGAGGCUAAACCUCGAAACGGUAUCUAUGAAAUUAAUGUUCAGCCUAGCAGUAACAUAUAUCACCUUUCUAAAUGUCAGAAAAAUGGUACUAGUGAUUCAUUCCUAUGGCAUUGUAGACUUGGCCAUAUAAGCAAGGCACGCGUAAAAUGGCUCCAAUCUGAGGGGAUUCUUGAAUCCACCGGAACGGACUCAUUUGAUGAUUGCGAGUCUUGCUUAGCUGGCAAACUCACCAAGGAUCCCUUCACCCAUGUUGGUGAACGAGCUAGCGAUCUACUAG